Manihot esculenta (cassava) is the source of this 2574-nucleotide messenger RNA. Its product is annotated as hydroxyproline O-galactosyltransferase GALT6. Gene Ontology annotation, cellular component: Golgi membrane. The transcript is spliced from 7 exons. NCBI's taxonomy places the organism in Eukaryota, Viridiplantae, Streptophyta, Magnoliopsida, Malpighiales, Euphorbiaceae. The coding region runs from base 197 to 2146 and encodes 649 amino acids. Gene Ontology annotation, molecular function: galactosyltransferase activity; carbohydrate binding. The record is from RefSeq and is a predicted model, not a curated record.
AAUUCUAAGAGCUACAGAUACACAGAGGGGAUUGGCUGCCGUUUAUGGCAUUUUCUUUCUGUUCCUGACAAAGGGUGUAGGCGUUUCUCUGCAACUGUUAUGCAGUGUGCAGCACCAGAGGCAACUUCCUCGAAAUUUAGGUUUAAAAGAGGAGAUACCCACUUUGACAAUCUAACUCGCUGUCUAGUCACCGACAAUGAAGCGAGUCAAGGUCGAGUCUUCAGUCCCAUUGACUCGACUCACGUUGAUUCAGGCUUUAAUGGCCGUCCUUCUUGUGUACUUGCUUUUCAUGGGCCUUGAAAUCCCUCUCAUUUUCAAAACCGGCUAUGGCUCGGUGCCUGCCGAUGCCACCUUGCCUAGGACUUUAUUGGUCCACGAUGAUGGAGUAACUCGAACAGUGUUGGACCCUCAUCGGGUCUUUCACGGGACUCCUGAAAGGGGAAUGCGAGAGACGAAAAGACUAUCUGGUCUGUUAUUCAACGAGACUAUUGCUGACUCUGUCGACGAGUUCUCUGUCCUUCACAAGGCCGCUAAACAGGCGUGGCUGGCCGGGAAGAAGCUCUGGGAAGAGUUGGAGUCGGGUAAAUUUCAACCUAACCCGAUCGACGUCGACAAUCGCACUGAACAUUGCCCGGUAUCUAUAACUUUAUCCAGCUCAGAGUUUUUGGCCCGUAACCGGAUCAUAGAGCUUCCAUGCGGACUGACUCUGGGGUCCCACAUAACCGUGGUGGGGAGUCCAAGAUGGGCUCACAAGGAGAAGGACCCGAAAAUAGCGUUGCUGAAGGAGGGGGAAGAGGCGCUGAUGGUGUCCCAGUUCAUGAUGGAGUUACUUGGUUUGAAGACUGUUGAUGGGGAGGAGCCACCAAGAAUUCUCCAUUUCAACCCCAGAUUGAAAGGUGAUUGGAGCGGGAAACCUGUGAUAGAGCAGAAUACUUGCUAUAGAAUGCACUGGGGAACUCCGUUGAGAUGCGAGGGAUGGAGUUCUCAGGCCGAUGAGGAAACUGUUGAUGGGCUGGUGAAAUGCGAGAAAUGGCUUCGUGAUGAUGAUACUAACUCAGAAGAUUCAAAAGCCACAUGGUGGUUGAACAGACUCGUAGGACGAAAAAAGAAGAUCUCUUUCAACUGGCCAUUCCCUUUUGCUGAGGGAAAGUUAUUCAUUCUUACUUUGAGUACUGGCUUGGAAGGUUAUCACAUAAACGUUGACGGGAGACAUAUCACUUCUUUUCCAUAUCGCACUGGAUUUGUUCUAGAGGAUGCCACUGGAUUAUUUUUGAAUGGGGAUGUUGAUGUGCAUUCUGUUUUUGCUGCUUCCUUACCUUCCUCUCAUCCAAGUGUUGCACCACAGCAGCAUCUUGAGAUGUUCAGGAAGUGGCAAGCACCACCUCUUCUUGAUGGGAAAGUUGAGCUCUUCAUUGGCAUCCUCUCCGCUGGUAACCAUUUUGCUGAGCGGAUGGCUGUAAGAAAAACUUGGAUGCAGCAUAAGCUGAUAACAUCUUCAAAAGUGGUAGCUCGGUUUUUUGUAGCAUUGAGUGGAAGAAAGGAAAUAAAUGCACAGCUAAAGAAAGAGGCAGAUUUUUUUGGUGAUAUUGUUAUAGUUCCAUACGUGGAUACUUAUGACCUUGUUGUAUUGAAGACAGUUGCAAUAUGUGAAUAUGGGGUUCACACUAUGGAUGCAAAGUAUAUUAUGAAGUGCGACGAUGACACCUUUGUCAGGGUGGAGGUCAUGAUACAGGAAGCAAAGAAGGUGCCAAGAGAUAGAAGCCUCUAUAUUGGAAAUAUUAACUACUACCACAAGGUUUUCCGUAGUGGAAAGUGGGCAGUGACAUAUGAGGAAUGGCCAGAAGAAGAGUACCCACCAUAUGCAAAUGGUCCAGGUUAUAUAAUCUCAUCGGACAUUGCAGAAUUUAUUGUGGCCGAGUUUCAAAAUCACCAGUUGAGACUAUUCAAGAUGGAAGAUGUGAGCAUGGGAAUGUGGGUGGAAAAGUUCAAUGGCUCAAAACCUGUAGAGUAUGUGCACAGCAUUAAGUUUUGCCAGGAUGGAUGCACUGAAGAUUAUUACACUGCUCAUUACCAGUCUCCAAGACAGAUGAUAUGCCUCUGGGAAAAAUUACAACAGGGAGAGCCCCAAUGCUGCAAUAUGAGAUGAUACUUGAAUACGGUGGUGUCCAGCCUCAGUAUGUUAUUUCUGAGAGGAACAAGGAAGAAACCCCAAGAAACAAGUUUUUAUGGUCAAAAGUAAAUCUCUGUAUAUAUUCAGAGCAGAUUCAAGACAUCCUGGAUUUCCAAUCAUCAAUGCAUACAUUCGUGAUUCAGAAGUUCCUUUUUGUUCCAAGUAGCCACAAAUAAUUUCCCUUGGUGCUGUAGAAUAUUCCUAGCAAUAAUCUUGGUGAAGGGCCUGUGCAAUUUACAGAAGACAUCCUGUUUUUGUAAUCUAUAGUUGGGAAAACACAGGACUGGAGAGAAUUGAAAACAUUUUGGUUUCUCUACAUUUUAGUGGGCGCGGAGAGUAUCCAUGGACAUUGCCUUCGUUAUUAUUAUAUUAUUGACUUCAAUUGAGAACGUGAUGUUACAAUA